Molecule: messenger RNA, 3006 nt
Organism: Candidula unifasciata
Lineage: Eukaryota; Metazoa; Mollusca; Gastropoda; Stylommatophora; Geomitridae
Source: the annotation of a GenBank genome assembly
AUGGCGGAUGAUGAUAUUGACGUUGAAGGCGAAUUCGAUUUGAAAACUGAAUUGGGUGAUGAAUUUUAUGACACAAAUGAACUGCCAUCCAAAAGUGCCAACCUGCUUCCUGAAUUUACUAGUCCAGCAUGGAUGCUUGAGCAGGGCUGGACACUGGACAGUUGUAUGGAUGAGAAGUCGAAGGCUACCAUAGAGAAGAUGCUGCUGGAGGAGCAACAAUACAUGUAUGGGAGGAAGAGCUCCAGGUACUUAAACAUGAAGAAGAGUGCGCUUCUCGCUGCUUCUGGCAGUAGCAAGGGUGCCAGUCCUAAUAAAUGUCCUUGGACACCAGAGGAGAAAAGUACAUUCUUGAAUGGUUUGGGUAUUUAUGGACGGAGUUGGAGCAAAAUUGCCAACCUGAUACCUACAAGAACAAGUCUGCAAGUGAAGAACUAUGCUCAACAGUACAUGAAGAAUUUAGUUAAAAAGAAAACUGAAAUUGAGAAAAGCCAGUUAGAGGCAUUGAAGUCAAUGACAGAGACUCCACUGUUCACCACAACACCACUUUCUCUAGCUGCAACUGUCGCUAGCGUUACCACCGGCCAACCAACCAUCAGUGUAGCAACAUCUUCAGUUAGUGAAAUCAGUAACAACAUCAGUGAUUGCUCACUUAACACAACUAAUACCGUGUCAGAUGUUCGCUCAAGUACCUUAAAGGCUAAACGGCCUGUCACACCACUCAAAAAGAAUCUGUCCUCUGUGGCAGGUACAAGCCAAACAGCAGAAGUAAAGCCGCAUAAACAGACAGCUGGAAGUAGAAAACACAUAAAGGUUCAAAAGAAGCUGCAUUCUUCAACUCAUAAUGGCGUUGUUGCUUAUGCAGAUGUUUCAGAAAUGGGAGGAGGUAAUCAGGAGACAGAACUGAUCACAUUUGCAGCCAGUAAGUUUCGACACAAAGGAAUCCGUCCAGACAAUUGGAGCUGUAUAUCUGAUUGUGGGUCAGCAGUGAACGGUUCUAGUGUUGGCAGCAGCUCCAGCUCAUCCACAGAACCGAAGACCUCCAGUGGCGAGGAUGAGGAUGUUGAGGUAGAUAUAGACAUUGAAGAUGAUGACAGUGAAAACGCUGUGUUGCUGAGUCGAUCAGCAUCUCCGAGUUCUGUUUACCAACAGUUGCUGAAAUCUGCGGACAUAGAGCAGGAGCAGCUUUCAAAGGGUCAUAUGAAGUUAGGAACACCUGGGCCUGCCAGCGUGGAAGGCUCAGAUGUUGAGGAGCCCGCCUGCAGUCCUGAUGAGUCUAGUCAUAGUUCAGAUAAGAUUGACUCACCAGAGGACGGCGUUGUAAAAAGUGAGCACUCUUUGGAAGACUUCAGUAAGGAAAAACAGGAGGAUGAAGAAGAUCAGGUGAAGACAGAAUCUAUAGGUAAGUAUGUGUCUUUCAAUGGAGUAGUAGCUGCAUCAGGAGAGGUGAUAGAAUUUGACAUUCCAGUAGAGGAGAAGCUGUUUCAUCCCAUGAUGAUCACAGAGGAGGAAAAGAGGGUGCAUGCGGAUUUCUUCGAUGGCAGACCUCCAAAGACUCCAGAGCGCUACCUCAAGAUCAGAAGCUAUAUAAUAGAUUGUUGGUUGAAGAGCAAGCCAGUCUACCUGAACAAGACUUGCAUCCGGCCAGGACUCAAGAACUGUGGUGAUGUCAACUGUAUUGGCCGAAUUCAUUCUUACCUGGAGUGUGUGGGAGCCAUCAACUUUGGCUGUGAACAAGCAGCCUAUAGAAACCCGCACAGAACAGUUAGUGGCAGCACCAACAGCAGGGUGCGAGGCAUGAAUAAAGAACUGAUAUCAUCACUUCCUGUGUCAAAGUCAGAAUCAACACGGCCCAGGAAACGCAGAAUCAAGGAUGAGACAGGUCUGUGGGUGGAUGAGAAGGAGCUGGAGGGAAAGACAGUCGAACAUAAUAGCGAAAGAAAGAAGUCAGAUGUCAACCGAAGGGCUAGAGUUGCACGCGCUUCAAAGGUGACCUAUGACCCUUUCAAACUUGUGCCUUGCCAGCCUUUCUCCGAGGGAUUUUUGGCCCCAUAUAAGAUUGACAUUUUCAACACUGCCCUGGCAACCAUGGACAUUCAUGCUCACAUUUCGAAGACUGAGGUGAUUGGAAUGUUGGGUGGUCAGUUUUGUGCGGAGACUGGACAGCUGACCAUCAGCAUGGCGGUUCCCUGUAAAAGUAUGAGCACUGGGAUGCAGUGUGAGAUGGACCCAGUAUCACAGACUUUGGCCAGUGAGCAGAUAGAAGAUGUGGGAAUGUCUGUGGUGGGUUGGUACCACUCACAUCCAACAUUCAGCCCUGACCCGUCCUUGAGGGACAUCGAGACACAGCAGAAGUUUCAGUACUGGUUCUCCAAGGGAGGCAAUCAUUUUGUUGGCAUCAUCAUUAGCCCCUACAACACUUGCAGCCCACAUGCGUACUCCGACAUCCAAUGUCUGACCGUCAGCAAGACACAGAGUACCCAGUAUCCUUGCAAUCUGCCCUUCAAGUUUGAUUACAAGAUCAUCUACAGGGAAAACCUGAGGGAAAUUCUGGGCCCUGCCAGUGAGUUGGCAGAGAAGUACUCCAACUAUGUCAACCGAGUCAUGCUGUCCUGCCAGUACAAAUCUUCCCUUGGGAUCACAUGUCUUUCGAAGAUGUUGCAGUCAGUGAAGCGUCACCUGAUUCCACCAGAUGAUGAUGUUGCAUUGAUUGAUGUAGUUGCAACAACAGCCGCUGGCGUAAAUACAGCUGCUAGUGAACAUAAUCCCCAGGCCUCAGAAUCUACCUCAGCCCCAUCACCUGCCACCAUCCCCUCGUCAACAUCAAGCCUGACAGCAAGAGUCCCACAGACAGUCUCUAAACAUAAGAUUGAAGAAGUCCUGCAAUGGUUGGAGCAGAUCUUUCUGGAAAAGUUCUCACAGUCGACUCCCAGGUCACCGCCCAUGAGCAGUUUGUCUAGUUCACCUCGCCUGCCAGCUUCUGAAAUAGAUCAUCCACCUUUGGUUUAG